Mya arenaria is the source of this 8969-nucleotide messenger RNA. RefSeq lists its product as uncharacterized. The record is from RefSeq and is a predicted model, not a curated record. Gene Ontology annotation, molecular function: protein binding. The transcript has 19 exons. Bases 1 to 8646 code for a protein of 2881 amino acids. Lineage: Eukaryota; Metazoa; Mollusca; Bivalvia; Myida; Myidae.
AUGUGUGAACAGAGACACUGCACAUCAGCCUCCAACGUCUACUGCAAGAAAUGCUACGACUUCUUCAAGCGAUACAACGGCGCCAAAGAAUGUCAGCGGAGCUGCAGAGAUGGUCUCACCAAGUACUGCUCGUGCGAAGCGGAGUUUAUCAGAGUUUCAAGUUCUAGUGAAACGUCGUGUCAACCAACUAAGAAACCAUCUAUCACAACAUGUGACACUGUGGCUUUUGGACCAAAUGGUGAAAAGAAAAGAGCAAAUUCCUCGAGCAGUUCAACUGAGUGUUCGCUUACUACUUUAUCAACAAACAGACGACUUACAGAUAUUAAUUCGAGCCAGGAUGUUAGGAGGGUUUUUCAUAAUUCACAUAAGCUUACGACUACAUACACACUCGCAAAUGGACAGGCGUUGUGUUUGAAAUACGAAGUUAAAGGUGGUGGUUACUUGAAAGCAAUCGAUACGAGAAAAAAAACCCGCAAAGUUGUCAAGGCUAAGCCUUACCACAAAACUGUAGAACAACAAACAGUUUGCUAUCGAUUUGACAGCCACCCACCUGAACACUGUUCAAAAUUAUCGAGAUGUGGCAUUGAACCUCUCCAUCUCGACAAACAAAUAACGCGAUCAUAUCUCCACAACGUCCAGUUUCACGGUUGGGUGGAUCCUGUUCCUCCUUGGGGAGCCUCGCGCACAGCUUCAUCCAUAGAGAGCUACGAAAUUCGGGUAAAUGAGGUUUUGCCUUCGAAAGGGACAUUAAUGGUAGGUUACUUAAAAACCAUAAAACAUUCAAAGGUUAAACACACAGUUAAAAACAUGGAUCUAAAUCUUAUUUCGGACAAACCUAGGCUCUAUUGUUUUACAUUGGAGGUUAAGGAUGUUGCGGACAAUGUUCAACAGUGUCGACGCUUUGUUCUAUUUGAUAACACUUCGUCCAUUCAAAUUUGGAAAGGAAAGCCAUUUAGAUUUACAUCUGCCUCACCUGAAACGGAUUACACAUGGCAAACCCAUCACAACGAUAUCUGCAUAAGCUGGAAAGAUUACUUUUACAACGAUUUCUACAUACAUAAUGAACUUCUGAAUCCUAUUGAGACUGCCCCGCAUGGUCUCAUUGCCGGCUCAUACGAGCAUUUAAAUGGAGAAAUAUCUGUCUUUGGGACAUCGAAUGUGUAUGGUAUUAUUUCAUACCAUAUAUCGUGGAGCCUGAAUCAUGGUCCAUUCUCAGCAGAUAAACCUGUCCCUUCAUUAAAAAAUCAAUCCUUUUGCAAGGAUUUGAAUGUUGAAGACGGCGAUACAUACACACUGAACAUAAAGGCUAUUGAUAUAGCUGGAAAUACCCUUAGCGAUUACCGAACUGUAUAUAUUGAUCGCUCAACGCCACAUCUUAAUAACAUUUGGCUUGAGAAAGAUGGAUACGAAAUGCUUUAUGUACAUAAUAGCACGGACCUGUCCAAAAUGAAGAUGAUGUUUGAUGCUCUUGAUCCACAUAGUGGGUUAUCUAAAAUACACUGGACAUUUGGAAUAUCCGACGCAAUGACCGAGCUUAUAAGUGAGCACCUAGCUAUUAGGACCAUAAAUGAUUCAUGCACAACCACACAGUGCUACUGUCCGGACAUUGGUGAAUGUGCAUUUUUCAACUACACAAUACCACUCAACAAACUAAACGUUAAGGACUUACACAUUGGCAAUCACAAUAGAAACUAUUAUUUCACCAUAAAAGUAACAAACAUGGCCGGGCUUUCAACAACGGAACACAUUGAUGUGCUUGUUGAUGAGUCGCCUCCUUCAAAGGGUGUUGUUAACGAAGGUCCAGAAGAUUCUCCUGAUAUUGACUAUACAAGUGGCGAUUCCAUUCUCGUGCACUGGCAUGGUUUUAUUGACCACGAAAGCGGCAUCAAACUGUACAGAGUUGGAUUGUCCGACAGAUGUCUGAGUACACAAGACUUGUACAACUUAACAGAAGUACAAAGUACUAAGAUUUUCAAGGAGCUUCCUUUCACGGAAAAGUCAGUCCGAGUACCAACGACUUUUACCGGAAAGCGAUUUGUGACUGUGAUUGCCCUAAAUAAUGCGAUGGAACCCUCAAAACCUGCGUGUUCCGAUGGAAUAACCCGUGACCUUUCGCCGCCAGAAUUUAGAAAUAUGACCUUAAAGCAUGGUUCAUUGCAAGAAAGCCUACUAUGUUUACACGGCAAAGUAUAUUUAAUGCAGGAAAACAUGCACAGCGAAAUACUGCACAACACAUCCAAUUGCCGUAGUAUUUGUGCUGCCAAUGUGGAAUCGCAUAAGGUUGCCGAAAUAUAUCCGAUACAUGAAACUAAAGGAAAGGAUGAAGAUAUGUCUUCGUUUCUUUGUGGACAAAAACCCAUGUACACAAACGAAACAGUCAUCUAUCUUCCCAAUGAUAAUAUAUAUACCACUUGGGAUAUUGAGGAAUACGAAAGCCAAAUUGAUGAUUUCUUCGUUGGAUUAGGAUUGAGUUCUACUGAAACUCAGAGCCCGUCCAUUGUAGAUUAUCAGUCUACACAAAGGAAAACUUUUUUCAAACGUAGACAUGAAGGCAUAAGUUCCGACGAGUUAUUCUACAUUUUCGUGAAAGUAAUCAAUAAAGCUGGUUUGGAGAGAAUCGCAACAAUAGGUCCGCUACUCAUUGAUCAAACUCCGCCUUUGAAUGGAACCCUUCCUCAAGUUAUUGUUGAAUCUGAGCACAUUGUAUUUGGAUGGGAUAGCAAAACUUUCUAUGAUGAAGAGCAGACUGCACAAAUCGAUCAAAUAUAUUUCCAAGUUGCACAUGACGCUAUUGCUGUUACACCGUAUCUGGAAUGGCGUCUAGACACAUCACCCCCGUGCCCUUCGUACUCUGGUGGAUGCUUUAGAUAUUCCCUACGCCGUUUACAGUUACAAGAUACGGACAAUAACCUCGAGUUUUACAUUAACAUGCAUGUGUACAACAAUGCCGGUCAUUAUCUUUCUCUAGAAAGUCAACCCUUUCAGCUCCCAUCAAGAUAUCCUCCCGGACAAACUGUUAUAUCUGAUAUAGAUCCCUCAGUAAAUAACAGUGAUAUGGACGUUGAUGCUCAUUUUACGACGAAAGUGUUAUGUGCAAGAUGGAAAGAUUUUUUACAUCACGAGAAUUUAACUUUAGAAGUAGGAGUAGGACUAUCAAAUGCUAUUGAUGACGUGAUAAACUUUCAACUCAUAAGCAACAGCAACUCGUUUUGCAUACACUCAAUUGAUAUCCGAUCAAAUAUCAAAUACGUUUUUUUGCUAAGGUCAUCCAGCACCGGAGGAAUCUCGGUUUCUUUUUCUGAUGGCAUAAUGGUUUUAGAUAAAGAUGAAAUAACGCAUUCACUGUCCGUCAGAAUUGGGUAUGACUGUUCCAUUGAAGUUGCAAAUACAUACGAUGUUACCUUAGCAAACAACCCAGCGCGUUUGACAAUUCUAAAACCGCUGCUUGUCGGACAACGUUAUAUCAUCAACAUUCCAAACAAAGCAGUUGUAACUUCAGAAGAUGGAAUUGUUUCAACAGAGGGCAAGGACACUUUCAUUAGACCAUUUAUAAUUCACAGUUCGGAUGUUGGCGACAUGUAUACGUUCUUACAUGACAACGAACUUGACUUUGGAACUCGUAAAUUUAGGCCAGCCGCAGCAGUUAUGCACGCGAAUGAGCGUAACGUAUCUUGGUAUUUGAUGACAUCAAGACAUGUACCCGAUAGUUGCGACACAGAUGUAUCAUGUUUAAAAGAAAAGGUCACAUCGGAUGGUUUUGCUAUUUUCGAAGAAACCGAUGUGUUUCUUGACGCAACAUUCUAUAUGUGUGUUUCCUCGAACGCGACGGUUGUUGAAAGGGAGUGGUAUACAGAAUCACUUGACGAAAUUAGGUCUUGCAGUGACGGAUUUAUUUUAGACAACACUGCCCCCAUCCCUGGUAAUAUUGAUAUUCAAAACGUCAAUAGGUAUAUAACUGACAUUGAACAUGCUGUUAUCACAUGGGAUUCGUUUCAUAAAGAAACAGGGGCCACUCUUCUAGGAUAUCCAGAGGACAUACAACAUUACUCCAUCGGCGUCGGCUCCAGUCCGAAUCGAGACGAUAUUUUUUCGUUUCGUAACACAGGACGAGAAAGGGCUGUCAUGUUAUCUCUAACUGGCGUUGUUGAUGGCACUGCUGUUUAUUUUACUGUAAACGGAUCUGACCAUUUUGGACUUUCUUCAGUGGUUGUUUCCACAGAGUUGGUCACGGACACAUCGCCACCAACGGAGGGAAUUAUUCACUUUGACCAACACCAUGCAUAUUACACCAGUGACACAAUAAGCAUAAGACUUGUUGGGUUUCAUGACGAUCACAGCGGUAUUAGUUAUUACAACGUCGGAAUCGGAUCGAGCAGCAUCAUGGUCGAUACCUUAUCUAUGACAAAGUAUUAUACAGAUCAUUUCAAUAUUGAUCUUCAUUAUUCGAAUAUCCUAGAAGGCCAUGAAUACUUUAUUUUGGUGCAGGCGAUCAACAGGGCAGAUAUUCCGAGUGCAAUCGUGUCAAAACGAUUUGUCUUAGAUAGAACACCACCUCAUGGAGGACACGUUUUGGAUGGAAACUGGGAAAGCAAGAUAGACCUUGACUAUCAAUCAGACAUAUACACGAUCCAUGCCAACUGGAAAGGUUUCUCAGACAUUGUAAGCGACAUAGACUAUUUCAGUGCAGGACUUGGAACAACCCACUUCGCUACGGACGUGCGGUCGUUUACAAACGUUGGGUUGAAGCAAGAUAUUUUUUGGAAUGGUCCGUUUAUUCCGGGAGAUAAAUAUUAUACAACAGUAGAAAGCUGUAAUAAAGCUGGCCUUUGUACACAAAGAUCGUCAGAUGGAAUAAUACUGGACAAUUCCCCACCAAUUAUGGGCCGUGUACAAGCAGGGUCUGGUAUCCAUCACAGCAGAUAUGUGCCAUUAAACACCUCACUGAGACUACAGUGGGCUGGAUUUCAGGACCCUCAGUCAGAUAUCGAUCAUUUUGAAGUGUGUUUAGGACGACAGAAAAACAUGUGUGACAUUGUUCCGUCAUCCAAUGCCCUUCUACACUCUUAUAUGAUAAAGUCUAGUAUAGCUCUGCCCAUAAAUCAGCCAUUUUUUGCAACUGUUUGGGCCUUCAAUGGAGUCGGAAUGAAGGUUUCAAGUGCAUCCGAUGCGAUUUUCGUGGACAUUACAGCUCCGUACAACAAAAUAAAACCUUCGAUAUUGCUUGAUUAUAACACUGUAAAGGAUAAAAGCGCUCAAUGGGAAAAGUCAAUUAUUAGAGUUACUUGGGAAUUUUUAGACGACGAAAGCCCGAUACUUAACCACGAGUUAUCACUCUUUACCCAUCAUGAAGGACACACACCAGUUGAAAAAAUACAUCUCGGGUCGGAAAAACACUUCACUAUUAACUUAGAUGGAAGGAAAUGGCUGCAUAAUGGUGACACAUAUUUUGUUGUCAUUACUAGUUGUAACGCAGCAGGGCUUUGCUCAACAGAGAGAACAAAUGAUAUUCUUAUCGACUCUACUCCACCUCACCAGGGUGGUCUGAAACCACAAAUGCUUUGGGAAAAUUAUAGAGAUACCAGUGGAAUCCACUCCAAAAUCUCAUUGACUUGGUAUGGUUUCUACGAUCAGGAAUCUGGUAUUGAUAGAUAUUUUAUUACUGUUUCAAGAUAUUUCAGUAAGCAGGAACUCUCUGGUGGUGUCCUCAUCCAAAAACAUGAUAAAACUUCUGAUAAACAACAUGGAAAUUUCACACUUCAAGAAGCUUUAAAACCUGAUAAUCUUAUAAUUGUUUCUGUCUGGACUGCAAACGGUGUAGGAUUAAACAGCUCGGUUGCACGUGUAUCCCUAUUUGCAUUGUCAAGUGUGACAUCGGCCGUUAUUAUUGAAAAUCAGCGGGGAAUACUCGAACUAGAGAAGCACUCUUGUGGCGUUCAUUUUUGCAACAAGGACUGCACAUGCGCUGUAGUUGGAAAGCCAUGUAUUGAAGUUGAAACAAAUAUGUCGUGCGUCGAGAUUGAUGCAUUUAACACGACUGAUAACGAAGUGGCACGGUUUGCAGUUUUUGGAGGCCUUCAGUUUCAGCCUUUGACUUUAACAGCAUCAUCAGCUUGUCUUGCCGGGCACUGGACUCAGAUCGAACACUCGAGAAAGGAUCCAGACAUUCAUAGAUUUGAGUGGAGUAUUGGAAUUCACAAUCAGCCGCAUGGAGAAGGGAUUUUCGAUUUACAAAAGGAGUUUCCCUGGGUUGAUAUAGGUUUGCGACAAGAAUUUGUUCACUGCUUGCCUAUCAAUAGAUCUCUUAUUCAUGGCGAGCUCUAUGACAUAUACGUUAAAACUUGGUAUGGACCAAAUAAAUCCGCCAUAUUUACGUCGGAAUCUAUUAAAAUUGAUCAAACUCCCCCAAGUGUGCGUAGAGGACGAUAUAUUAUCGAAGACUGGACGGAUGAGAUUUCGGCGUGUUGGUCCGGGGUCUUUAGUGAGCAACAGAGCCAUAUACAACAUUACUCAGUUGCCUUAGGAACUUCACCAAACGUUGAUGAUGUAUUUGCAUCAGCGAAUAUGGGAUUGAAAACAAAUAUUUCCAUCGGUAAUCUGACUUUGGAGCACGCCGUUAGAUACUAUUUUACUGUCACUGCCGUGAAUACUGCAGGGCUUCACACUUCGGUUUCGUCGGACGGAUUUAUAAUCGAUACGACCCCACCAUCAGAUGGCGUUGUUUAUAAUACAAAUGCGUAUAAAAACGUUGCAUACCAAUCAUCCGUUACAUCUCUAGGACUUUCGUGGCAUGGGUUUCAGGACCAUUGUUCAGGAAUAAACAGUUACUAUGUUGCUGUUGUGGAAAAUCAAGUGCCUCCUUAUUCUAUUACGAAUUUUACACAAGUUUAUCUCAUGACGAGUUUUACCAUCAAGGAUUUAGAUAUGAUUCCUGGCAGCGUUUAUUACGGUGUGGUCAAGGCCAUUGAUGCCGCGGAACAUGAAAGUCAUCUUAUUGUAUCACCAGGUGUCAUCAUCGAUCCUUCUCCACCCAAAGGCUACUAUUGUAACCAGUUUGAACUUACGGAUGUCAUUGAAUUGUUGGACGAUUCGAAGGUUAAUGGGACGAAGACAAUUGUUGCAAAAUUAGACAAAGAUACCGUAUACAGAAUUGAAGGGUCUAUUAAAAAUACUUUUGUAGACUCAGUUAUUCUUCAAAUCAAUCGUUUCAUGACCAGACUCCAAACUGCUCUGAAUCAUAAACAAAUUGCUGAAUUUUCAUAUACGUUUGAGUCAAUGGAAAAGGGGGCCCAGAAUAUUACCAUUAGUGUUGAAAAAAAUAAUAAUAAUUUCACUAACAUCUUAGAAACAACUCAUUUACAAAGAUGUGCGUCUAUUAUUGAAAACAACGCAAAAGCUCUUCAUGUUCGGCAAAUAAGACAUGAUUCUGUAGCUGUUACUGCUAUGAUUCAGGAUAAAGAAAGUGAUCUGAAAAUGGUACAAAUUGGUGCAGGUACCACACCUGGAGGGCUUCAAAUUCAGCCAUUAACACAUAUUCAUGUUGAUAUAAUGAGUGUGGUUAUUAAAGGUCACCUUGUGCAUGCGAUGAAAGUAUAUACGACGAUUAUUGCUGAGAAUCAUGCAGGCCUGAGAUCAGUUUUCCAGUCAACAGAACCAAUUAUUAUUGACCAUACUUCUCCGAUUAUCACUGAUCUGGAGGCUUUAGCAACGGUAGUCUAUGUCAAUGAGUCGGGUGAAAUAGAUUCAAGAGUUCAGAUCAAUGCAACCUGGAAUGCGCAAGACGAUGAGAGCGAUAUUAUACAUUGUACUUGUUCUGUUGGAAUGUUUCCAAACAAAGACGAUGUACAAGACAAAUGGUUUGCGGAUACUCUGUCAGCGUGUGAGUCGAACCUUCUACAACUUAAACACGGCGAUAAGGUGUACGUCAAUAUCAACUGUGUCAACAAUGUUGAACUAGCAACGACGAAAACUGUAGCUUCUAAUACCGUAUCCAUGGAUUUCAUUACUUCAAACCAAGUGACAGUUAACAUAUUACCAGUUAACGAAGGUCUGUUCAGCUCAAUGCUGCUUACUGUAGGCCCGGUUAAAUUACAAUCAAACACAUCCUUGGUGCAAAUCAGUUGGUCAGGAUUCGAAGAUACAUCCGGUAUUGACUUUUACGAAUAUUGCAUAUCGGACGAAAGAAAUGCCACUAUUGUAGACUGGACAAAUGUUCACUUGAAGACGGUGGCAAGUGCUCGCGGGCUAACAUUACACAAUACAGAAACAUUGAACGUAAGCGUCAGGGCUACAAACACCGGACAGCAUAGAAGUGAGGCCGUUCAUGCUUCCAUAUCCAUUAUCAGUCAGCCUCCAGCUUUGUCAGGAAGCCCUAUACUUGUAACUCGAAACGAGCAUCUUAUUCACAUCGACUGGGAACAGGCCUUCGAUACUCUUCCGGAAAUUCCAGUUGUUUGCAGCCUCGUUGUGGGAUCCGGAGAAGGAUUCACCGACAUUUUGGAUAUCAACUAUUACACCGGACAUACAUAUGAUAUUGUGGCUCCAUCGUCUACGCUGAUUUCCCCGAAGAUAACAGAGUUGUUCUUUACUAUAGCAUGUACUUAUCCAACAGGGAUGUCCAGCGUGUACAGGACAAUAUUCACAUUGUAAUAAUUUACUUGCUAGUUGCAACGCUUGGUUUUUGCAAAGCUAGUGUUUUUGUUAUUACAUUUCAUAGUGUUGCUUUCAGUAUAUUUAUAUAAAUGCCUUAAUAUUGUGUGGGGUCGUUACUCUUCUUCAUUGUUAUCUUAACCAUUGUUGUUCGAUGCAGGCGGAAAACCGUGGACUAGUUACUUUUACACUAUUACGUCUAACUAUAUUGGUUUAUAAAAAUACGUUGUAUUUGUACACGUUUGCCGUGAUUUACUUUCAAUCUUUACAUGCUGUUCGGUAUUUACAUACUAAAUUGAGUCGCGGUUUGUGUUGCUUCCGUU